GUGAAAGAAAAGAAGGGAAGAUCGGGGAAAGGACAAGAGACUGGAGGAGUUAAUUUAUCGCUGUCCUCUACACAAAGCCCUCGGACAAAAAAAAAAUAAAAUAAAAAAUAUAAAAAAAAGGAGCUGAGCUCGUUAUAUUUCGAAAAUCUCUGCCUUGAUUCUUUAAUCAUCAUCGAUUAUAAGUUGAGGAUCGACUAAGCAGCAAUGGCCCAGGAGACCAAUCAGAGCCCGGUUCCCAUCCUGUGCACCAUGGGCUGCGGUUUCUACGGCAACCCCAGGACUAAUGGCAUGUGCUCUGUGUGCUACAAGGAGCACCUGAGUCGACAGCAGAGCAGCGAUCGCAGCCCAGUGAGCCCUCUGGCAGGCAGUCCUUCAUCGGAGACGUCGGCCAUGCAGAGAUUAGAAGGCAGCCUAAACAAAGCGGAGGCGACCUGCGCGGAAUCACCGUCAGAAGGCAUGUCUGCCGCAGCCUCCCUGCCUGUCACACAACAGAUGACGGAGAUGAGCAUUUCCAGAGAGGAGAAGAGCCUGUCUCCUACAUCGAACAAUGCGGAAGCAGUCGUUAGCCAGCCCACUUCCUCCUGCUCGCCUCUCAGUGAUGUGGCGAAGAGUCCAGACUCCGGAAAACCCAAAAAGAACCGCUGCUUCACCUGCCGCAAGAGGGUCGGCCUCACAGGCUUUGACUGUAGAUGCGGCCAGCUCUUCUGCGGCAUCCAUCGCUACUCGGACAAACACAACUGCACAUACGACUACAAAGCCGAGGCGGCCGCCAAAAUCCGCAAAGAAAACCCUGUGGUGGUGGCCGACAAGAUCCAGAGAAUAUAAAGCAAAGCAUAAAGCAUGGAAAGAGAAGAAGUAUUGAGCUAAAUCGGAUAACGGAUAACGGAUAAACAGACUUGUGUUUUUCUAUUACGAGAAAGAAGGCGGAGGGGAAAAACAACCGUGCUGUGUGACGCCCAUGCAUUAAUUACCGUUUGGUUCUAGGUAUUAAUUUUGUUUUUUUUUUUUUUCGACGCUCUCGCCUGCUGUGCCAGCUCUUUGCCAUAGUUUUGUUUUGAUUUGUAGAUCAAGGUGCCGUUUCAGGGAACCGUUAAUCCUAUUUUUCAUUUAGGUAUGAGCUUUGGUCGCUUAAAUGACUUCCUUGCUCUUUCUUUCAGCUCCUGAUUAGGUUUAAGAUAGAAGUAAAAACGCCUAAAAAUGACUCGAUUGCAUCAAAAAGAGAAAACUGAGGCUACAUCUUGUGUUCACGGGAUCAUUUCAAGAUACCGAUCCAGCAUUGCAAUCUUAUCAUUUUAUAUACUAUCAAGCUGAUAUUGAUACUAAGUAUUGGAUCGUUGCUUUCCUAGAAAUCGCAUGGUUUGCCAAAACGAGGUUGUGCAAUUUAGCGUUGUGAGCAGGAUUUUCUCAAACUCUUAGGGUUUUUUUUUUUUUUUUUUUUUUUUUUUUGGCACGUUGUUCUGCAACUGUUUUCUUCCAGUCAGGAUUAGUAGACAAUUUUAUAUCUUAUUUUCUUCCUUGAUGUUCCACUCAAGCCUAUUCAGUAAAGGUCAAACAGAUAGAUUUUCCACCUAGGCUGCCUGUCGGUCAUCAAUCAUUCAUCUUUUUUCCCCCAUGACAGUUUCAUAAUGUGAACAUACUACUGUGACCCACUGGUGGAUGUUGAUCCGAAGGCGUCAGUGUUGUCGUUCUCGCUUCUUUCACAGCACACGAGCUCACAGCCGUGCGGCCAUUAUUAUAACAGAUACUAUGGGGUUGUGUUUGUUGUUUUAUCAUUCGAGUGCAGUUAUUUAGGCAUUUAUUUGGUGUUUGUGAAUGUGUGUACGUGAGAGAGAGAAUGUGUGAGAGAGAGAGAGAAGCAAUCCUUUCUGAGUCAGUUACGUUUGGACGUUUGAAGCUCGACAAAAGGAUCAGUGUUUUGUUAAAUGUGAGUGUGAGCGCUGCCACCCAUAACUGAGCUUCUCUUUCCGUGUGUGUGUGUGUGUAUGUGUGUGUGUGUGUGUAUAUGAGUGUGUGUGUGUUUUCUCUAAUGGCUCCGGGAGUGACAAAACCGUAUGUAUCUGUUUUGAGUUUUAAUUUCAGCUAUUAGUUAUAUGCAAAUUUGUACAAAAGAAAACCUGUUCAUAUUUAUGUAUUGCAUUUAAUCCUUUUACUUGCCAUUAAUGCAAAAAAUAGUAUUGUAAAUAAAAAUGUACAGAAUAAAAAACCCCACUACACUGUC
Pangasianodon hypophthalmus (striped catfish) is the source of this 2218-nucleotide messenger RNA. RefSeq names its product zinc finger, AN1-type domain 5a (gene zfand5a). The coding region runs from base 205 to 825 and encodes 206 amino acids. The record is from RefSeq and is a predicted model, not a curated record. The transcript has 6 exons. Lineage: Eukaryota; Metazoa; Chordata; Actinopteri; Siluriformes; Pangasiidae. Gene Ontology annotation, molecular function: zinc ion binding; DNA binding.